Molecule: messenger RNA, 3410 nt
Organism: Arabidopsis thaliana (thale cress)
Lineage: Eukaryota; Viridiplantae; Streptophyta; Magnoliopsida; Brassicales; Brassicaceae
Product: Leucine-rich repeat transmembrane protein kinase
Exons: 24
Coding region: 127-3225 (1032 amino acids)
Cellular component (GO): plasma membrane
Molecular function (GO): protein serine kinase activity; protein serine/threonine kinase activity; protein kinase activity
Source: RefSeq, marked reviewed
AUUUAAACUGAAAUCAUAAAUGAACCAAAAGCUUAGACCUCUCAACUAAAUUUUGCAAAGAGCAGAAAUAAACUCUUUCUAAAAAGCAUUUGUGUUUUUUAACCAAAAGCAAAACCACCGUCGUCGAUGACCAGGAUACGGAGGUCUCCGUGUCUACUACUCCUCAUUAUCUGGUUCAUGUGUAUUGCCGGUUCGGUUCAGGUGGUUCAAUCUCAAAACCAAACCGGAGCCACUACUCAUCCCGACGAAGCGCGAGCUUUGAACUCAAUUUUCGCGGCUUGGAAGAUCCAGGCGCCGAGAGAAUGGAACAUCAGCGGCGAACUUUGCUCCGGCGCCGCUAUCGACGCCAGUGUACUCGACAGCAACCCUGCCUACAAUCCUCUCAUCAAAUGCGACUGUAGUUUCCAAAACUCCACAAUCUGCCGCAUCACUAACAUCAAGGUUUAUGCGAUAGAUGUUGUAGGACCUAUCCCUCCAGAGCUCUGGACUUUAACAUACCUCACCAAUCUGAACUUGGGUCAAAAUGUUCUCACUGGCUCACUUCCUCCUGCAAUUGGAAAUCUGACUCGAAUGCAAUGGAUGACUUUUGGGAUCAAUGCGUUGUCUGGCCCUGUUCCUAAGGAAAUUGGUUUGCUUACAGAUUUAAGAUUACUUGGUAUUAGUUCAAAUAACUUUUCCGGUUCUAUACCAGAUGAGAUUGGGAGAUGUACAAAACUACAACAGAUGUACAUAGAUAGUUCUGGACUCAGCGGGAGAAUACCUUUAUCAUUUGCUAACCUCGUGCAGCUGGAACAAGCUUGGAUCGCGGAUCUGGAAGUUACAGAUCAGAUACCAGACUUUAUAGGAGAUUGGACCAAACUUACUACCUUGAGAAUUAUUGGAACUGGUCUGAGUGGUCCGAUACCUUCGUCAUUUUCCAACUUGACUUCGUUGACAGAAUUGAGGCUUGGUGAUAUAUCCAGUGGAAGCUCUUCUCUUGAUUUCAUCAAAGACAUGAAAUCUCUUAGUGUAUUAGUUUUGAGGAACAACAAUCUCACUGGGACAAUACCGUCUACUAUUGGAGAACACUCAAGUUUGCGACAAGUUGAUUUAAGCUUCAACAAACUACAUGGACCAAUUCCGGCUUCACUUUUCAACUUAAGUCAGCUUACUCACUUGUUUCUGGGAAACAACACGUUGAAUGGCUCCUUUCCCACUCAAAAGACGCAGUCUCUGAGAAAUGUAGAUGUGUCGUACAAUGAUUUGUCUGGAAGUCUUCCUUCAUGGGUCAGCUUACCAAGCUUGAAACUCAACCUAGUUGCUAACAACUUCACAUUAGAAGGUCUUGACAACAGGGUUUUACCAGGACUGAACUGCCUGCAGAAAAACUUCCCCUGCAAUCGAGGCAAAGGAAUCUAUUCUGACUUUUCAAUCAACUGCGGAGGCCCAGAGAAAAGAUCUGUAACUGGAGCACUAUUUGAGAGGGAGGAUGAGGAUUUUGGACCAGCUUCAUUUUUCGUGAGUGCUGGUCAGAGAUGGGCAGCUAGUAGUGUAGGACUUUUUGCCGGAAGUAGCAACAAUAUAUACAUAGCUACUUCACAAUCACAAUUUGUCAACACUUUGGACUCAGAGCUAUUUCAAUCAGCAAGACUUUCUGCAUCUUCCGUAAGGUAUUAUGGGUUGGGGCUAGAAAAUGGAGGAUAUACAGUAACCCUUCAGUUUGCUGAAAUACAAAUUCUAGGUUCUACUUCUACCACUUGGAAAGGUUUGGGACGACGACGUUUUGACAUUUAUGUCCAGGGAAGACUUGUUGAAAAGGAUUUUGAUGUACGUAGAACAGCUGGUGACUCUACUGUUAGAGCAGUUCAGAGAGUAUAUAAGGCAAAUGUAUCAGAAAAUCACCUCGAAGUUCAUCUUUUCUGGGCUGGGAAAGGAACAUGUUGUAUACCUAUCCAAGGGGCUUAUGGACCAUUAAUAUCAGCAGUCAGUGCAACACCAGAUUUCACACCAACUGUGGCGAAUAAGCCACCAUCAAAAGGAAAGAACAGGACUGGUACUAUUGUGGGCGUCAUUGUUGGCGUAGGACUUUUGAGCAUCCUUGCGGGUGUGGUCAUGUUUACUAUCCGAAAAAGAAGAAAACGGUACACAGAUGAUGAAGAGCUACUUGGUAUGGACGUAAAGCCUUACAUCUUUACUUAUUCGGAACUUAAAAGUGCAACUCAAGAUUUUGAUCCCUCAAACAAGCUUGGAGAGGGGGGAUUUGGGCCUGUUUAUAAGGGAAACCUUAAUGAUGGAAGAGUGGUCGCGGUGAAGCUAUUGUCGGUGGGAUCCCGUCAAGGGAAGGGACAAUUUGUUGCAGAAAUUGUAGCAAUUUCUUCAGUUCUACAUCGCAACCUAGUAAAACUUUAUGGGUGCUGCUUUGAAGGAGAGCAUCGUAUGCUCGUAUAUGAGUAUCUACCUAAUGGAAGUCUUGAUCAGGCGCUAUUUGGGGAUAAGACCUUACAUCUUGAUUGGUCAACCCGUUAUGAGAUAUGCCUGGGAGUAGCCAGAGGUCUAGUUUAUCUCCACGAGGAGGCGAGUGUUCGCAUAGUACACAGGGAUGUGAAGGCCAGUAACAUUUUGCUCGACUCUAGACUGGUCCCACAAAUUUCUGAUUUUGGACUUGCAAAACUGUACGAUGACAAGAAAACCCACAUAAGUACCCGAGUGGCAGGGACGAUUGGGUAUCUUGCGCCAGAGUAUGCCAUGCGUGGACAUCUAACAGAGAAAACGGAUGUGUAUGCCUUUGGUGUUGUGGCUCUUGAGCUAGUGAGUGGAAGGCCAAACUCUGAUGAGAAUCUGGAGGAGGAAAAAAAAUAUCUUCUUGAAUGGGCAUGGAAUUUACACGAGAAAAGCCGUGACAUUGAACUAAUCGAUGAUAAGCUGACUGAUUUCAACAUGGAAGAAGCAAAGCGCAUGAUUGGCAUUGCUCUGUUGUGCACACAGACAUCUCAUGCCUUGAGGCCACCAAUGUCACGAGUGGUGGCCAUGCUUUCAGGAGAUGUUGAGAUCGGUGAUGUCACUUCUAAGCCAGGCUACGUAAGCGACUGGAGAUUUGAUGACACCACAGGCUCAUCUCUCAGCGGAUUUCAAAUCAAAGACACAACAGGCUAUUCCAUGAGCCUUGUGGCGCCUGGCUCCGAGAUAUCACCCAGAGACAGCGACUUUAAGCCAAUGCUUGGAUCCAAGAUCAAUGAGGGAAGAUGACAAUGUAUCAUCUACGAUUUAUGGCUAUAGAGAUGUUUGUAUAUAUGUAAGAUGACAAUUUUGUACAAAAAAAAAAAGGGAUUGACAAUUUUCAUCUUUGAUUGGGAAAAACAGAUUUCACUUUGAUUCGAUAAUAAUAAUUUAGUAGUUAGAAGUUGAAAUUGAUCUUUAACCGUUAGUGAUGG